Mytilus californianus (California mussel) is the source of this 1941-nucleotide messenger RNA. RefSeq names its product glycerate kinase-like. The record is from RefSeq and is a predicted model, not a curated record. Gene Ontology annotation, cellular component: cytoplasm. Gene Ontology annotation, molecular function: glycerate kinase activity. The transcript has 5 exons. Lineage: Eukaryota; Metazoa; Mollusca; Bivalvia; Mytilida; Mytilidae. Gene Ontology annotation, biological process: protein phosphorylation. The coding region runs from base 87 to 1766 and encodes 559 amino acids.
UCAGGGCACCUUGCUUUAGCAGACGAAAACAUCUUGAGCUAGACAUACAUUGUUCAUGUUAUCUCUAUUAUGACCCCUUUAAAACUAUGACACGGUACCUCAGUUGGCUUUGUCCCGUCUGUAAAUUCAUUUCACAGCACAGACAACCUAGAGUAUUUACACAUUUACCAGUCAAUGGAUUGACUUUGAAUUUUUACAAAUUCUCAUCAUACAUCAGUUGUACAAAGGACACUUCUGAGAUGGCUAAUCAAGAUGUAGUGUCUAUAUUUUCAUCUGCUGUAAACUCUGUAUUACCCCAUCAGUUGAUACGGAAUCAUAUACAGUUGGAUCACAAUGGAAAAAAUUUGGUCAUUGAGGAACAAAAAUAUAAAUUAGAUAACAAUAUUUAUGUUGUUGGUUUUGGGAAGGCUGUAUUGGGGAUGGCCAGGGCAGUAGAUGAUACGUUAUCACAGCAUAUAGUUAGAGGUAUUAUUAGUGUACCUACAGGAAUUCAGGAAAAUUUCAGAGAUGCUGGCAAGCUUGAUAUGUUACUCGAUUCUAACAGCAAAAUAGAGGUCAGAGAAGGAUCUAAAAACAACAUGCCAGAUAAAAGUUCGUACCAAACUGCUAUGAGAAUUCAGGAUUUGGUUUCUAAACUGAGAGAAAAGGAUCUCCUUAUUGUCUUGAUAUCAGGAGGCGGAUCUGCUUUGUUGCCAUUACCAAUACCACCAGUUACACUAGAGGAAGAAUUGGAACUUACUCAGAUUAUGUCUAAAAAUGGAGCUAAUAUUGAUGAGCUUAAUAUUCUCAGGAAAAAUAUUGAAGUUUUAAAAGGUGGAGGCUUGGCAAAACAAGCCUUUCCAGCAAAGGUCAUUGCCUUGAUUGUGUCAGAUGUUAUAGCAGACAAGCUUGAGAUAAUCAGCAGUGGUCCUACAGUGGCUGACAAGUCUACCCCACAACAAUGUCUGAUGAUUCUUAAACAAUUGAAUUUACAAGACAAAAUACCAGAAUCAAUUAACACUCUUCUUAUAAGACGUACAAGGGAAAUUACUAAAAGUACAGGUUCUAUGGAAUACACUGGAGGAACACAGUGGGAACAUGUUCAAAAUGUUAUUGUUGGAAAUAACAAAAUGGCACUGGCCGCAGCCUCAAUGAAGGCAGAACAACUUGGUUUCCUGCCUAUUAUUUUAAGCUCUGUUCUUGAUGGUGAGGCAAGUAAAGUUGGUGUAAUGUUUGGAAUGCUUGCAAGAUAUGCUGCACUCUCAUUUGGGUACAAAGUAUCAAAUCCAAAAAGUAGUGACUAUGUUCAGUUGGAAUUAGAUCUGGUGACAAAAGGGGUUCCAAAGAAAACUUUGAAAAAGGUAGUUGCUCUGGCUCAGCAUGCUUAUAAUAUAAAAAAACCCAUAUGUAUUCUGACUGGUGGGGAGACAACAGUACAAGUUAAAGGUUCAGGAAUAGGAGGAAGAAAUCAGGAGAUGGUUGUUGCUUGUGCUUUGGAAAUAGACAAACAAUGUCGUAAUGAUACAUCAGUUCUAGCUAAUUUUGAUUUAAUAUUUCUGAGUGGUGGAACAGACGGUAUAGAUGGACCAACUCCAGUUGCUGGUGCAGUGAUAGAUCAAACAUUUAUACAAAAAUGUAAUGACAAUAAUAUGGAUGCGUUGACUUACUUACGAAACAAUGACACAUUUAAUUUAUUUGGGAAAAUAAGUGAAGAAUGUUUGAUACUAAUUGGUCAUACAGGCACAAAUGUAAUGGAUAUACAAGCUUUAGUGAUUAAGAGCAAAUGAAGAAAAUAUUUACACCAAAGAAUGAAUGUUUAACCUCUAAUCUCAAUUGAUUAUUGUGUUAUGUGCAUUGAUUGUUAUAUGUAUUGUUCAUUUUAAUGUGUGAAGGCCUUGUGUGAGAUUAACAAUUGUAUGUUAAAUGAGUUACCUUCGUUAAAUAAAGAAUUUAUUAUUAUUA